GAAGUUCCCCACAGUUGAGAUUGUGGAGUGGAGACAGAAAGCCCCUGAAUAAUCGGACGGGGGCCAAAGAUGAGCCGAAGGGCCAAGCCAGGAGCCCGGGGGCAGCCUGACAACAUGCCCUCCUCCUUACUCAAGGACCACGAGAACCAGCAGGUCUUCGAACUCUUGGGCAGGAAGUGCACGACCAUGGUGACCACGGUCGCCCAGCUGUUCUUGGCCUUGCCCCCGAACAGCAGGAUCUGGUCCAAGCAAGGUUGUGGAGUCCUGUGCUUUGUGAAGGACAAUCCCAAGCGUUCGUACUUCAUCCGCUUCUACGACCUGAAGGAUAGGAAGAUGAUCUGGGAGCAGGAACUGUACAACCAGCUGGUCUACACUACCAUCACCUCUUAUUUCCACACUUUCCAAGGAGACGAAUGCCAAGUGGGGCUCAACUUUGCCGAUGAGGACGAGGCCCUUGACUUUCAGCAAACAGUGGAAGAAAAGGUGCAGAAGAGGAGCCAGAGGAUAGAAAAAAGAGAACUACCCCCUCCACCACCUCCAGUCAACGAAGAAAGAAGAGUAACUCUUCCUCGGAGCCCACCUUCUGGAAGUAACUCAAAUGGGCCUAGCAGGCAGCCAAGUUCCCCAUCAUCGGCUCCAACCCUGGCAACGGUUGACAUCCAGAAUCCGGAUAUCACCUUUUCCCGUUACCGUGGGCUCCCUGUUCCUACAGCAUCAGAAAAAAAGAAGGGGAAAAAGAAGAUUUCGAAGGCCGACAUUGGAGCUCCCAGUGGGUUCAAGCAUAUUCAGCACAUCGGUUGGGAUCCCAACAGUGGAUUUGAUCUGAAUAACUUAGAUCCUGAUUUGAAGACGCUUUUCGCCCGUGCGGGAAUCAGCGAGGCCCAGCUGACUGAUGCGGAGACCUCCAAGAUUAUCUAUGAUUUCAUUGAAGGCCAAGGAGGGCUGGAGGCUGUGAAGGAGGAGCUAAGAAGGCAGGGUCCGACGCAUCCCCCACCCCCACCCCCGAAUCGAUCUGGUCCCCUGCCCCCACCACCUGGACAUUCCCGAACGGGGCCUCUACCACCCGUCCCAGGCCUGCCACCUGGUGCCCCACCCAUAUCGAACAGGGGAGCUGUCCCACCACCCCCUCAACCCAGUCGGGUGCCUCCCAACUCUCAGUGGGGACCUCCCCCCUCGGUCCCUCGCUCCACCCGUCCUCCGCCACCUCCUUCUGGGUCAGUCCCACCACCGCCUCCUCCCCCACCACUUCCCCCACCUCUCUUCCAGAAUUCUGGACCGUGUCCUCCACCUCCUCCCCUCCCUGGAGCUUUUGGUUCCACAGGAACACCUCCUCCUCCUCCUCCUCCUGCCGCCUCAGGGCGUGGUGCAUUGUUGGAUCAAAUACGUCAAGGAAUACAACUCAAUAAGACGCCUGAUGUGUUGGACAGCCCACCUCCACCUGCCCAAAGCGAGGAAGGCCUGGUUGGGGCUCUCAUGUGUGUGAUGCAGAAGAGAUGCAAGGUCAUCCACUCCUCAGACGACGAUGAAGAUAAUGGAGUCGACGAUGAUGAUGAUGAAUGGGAUGACUGAGGAUGUCCGGCACUGGAAGUCCCGUUUCUGCAAACCGGCUGUUGCCUGAAUUCCUGUAGGCAUUUCAGUGUGUUGCUCUUUUGUCACCAGCACCCCACAACCCGCUUCCCUA
Messenger RNA from Heteronotia binoei (common prickly gecko), 1681 nucleotides. RefSeq names its product WASP actin nucleation promoting factor (gene WAS). Gene Ontology annotation, molecular function: actin binding; small GTPase binding. The record is from RefSeq and is a predicted model, not a curated record. Gene Ontology annotation, cellular component: plasma membrane. Gene Ontology annotation, biological process: regulation of Rho protein signal transduction; actin filament organization. Bases 70 to 1569 code for a protein of 499 amino acids. NCBI's taxonomy places the organism in Eukaryota, Metazoa, Chordata, Lepidosauria, Squamata, Gekkonidae. The transcript has 12 exons.